Messenger RNA from Varroa destructor (honeybee mite), 723 nucleotides. RefSeq names its product dual specificity mitogen-activated protein kinase kinase sek-1-like. The record is from RefSeq and is a predicted model, not a curated record. Gene Ontology annotation, molecular function: MAP kinase kinase activity. Gene Ontology annotation, biological process: stress-activated MAPK cascade. NCBI's taxonomy places the organism in Eukaryota, Metazoa, Arthropoda, Arachnida, Mesostigmata, Varroidae.
UAGAAUUUUUCUGUAUUAUUCCAUUCUGUAUAUUCCAAUAUAACACAUGACUGAGCACCUAGUCAUUCAUUAUUAUGGCUCUUUGUAAAAUACCAUAUGGCUCAUCUAUCCCGCCACCUGUUAAUGCUUUGCUUCCAGCUAGAGAUAGCGACAGGACAGUUUCCAUACGCGAGAACGACUAAUGACUUCGAACAGUUGAAACAAGUUGUGGAAAGCCCUCCACCUAAGUUACCCAAGGGAACAUUUUCGAUACAUUUCCACGAGUUCAUAGAACUUUGCCUUCAAAAGAAUCGAGAACAGCGGGCACGAUAUCCCGCCCUUCUAGAAACGGCAUUCAUCUCUAAGGGCAGCAAAGCCGACAUCUCUGCAUUUGUUCAAGAAGUCAUCGAGCCUGUUCCUUAAGAGGACGUCAUAUAGCUAGGAAGUGCGAUGUGCGUACUGUUCGUAAUUAGGAACUAUUUCGGCCAUGCGAAGACGGUCCGCAUUUCUGAAGAAAAACGAUGUACCAAAAAAUAUAAGUUAAAGUCGUGAUCCAAGUGCAUCGAUCUGGCUAGCCUUUUUGCAAAAGCCUAAACUUAUCAAGUAGUGCAGGGUAAUCGAAUAUGAUUUGUGUAAUGUAUAACUAAGCCUUAUAGUAACAGACGUUCCUGUGAGCGCCUCACCGUGCAUCGAAGCUUAUUUAAUUACACUGCACGUAAUAGCUGAAUCUGUAGAACUGAUGUA